GAGAACUUUCUCUGAGUCUGAGCAUUUCAGAUUUCGGAAGUGAUAACCCGUAAUCAUGGAAAACAAAGAUUUUCUUGAGUUCGGAAAAGCGACUCUUGACUUCAUAGUUAACUAUAAUGAUACCCUGAGGGAAAGAGAUGUUCUGCCAAGUGUUGAACCCGGUUAUUUGAGCGAACUAGUACCAGCUGAAGCUCCAGAGAAGCCGGAAUCUUGGCAGGAAGUUUUGAGUGAUGUAGAACGAGUCAUAUUGCCAGGAGUAACACAUUGGAAUUCACCACAUUUCCAUGCCUACUAUCCAACUGCCAAUUCCUAUCCAGCCGUAAUGGGUGAACUCAUGAGUGCCGGGAUAACAACACUCGGAUUUUCCUGGAUAUCAUCACCUGCCUGCACCGAAUUGGAAGUCGUUACUAUGAAUUGGUUGGGGAAAAUGAUGGGGUUGCCAAAAGAGUUCCUGAACUGUAGCGAAGGACCUGGUGGCGGAGUUCUACAGGGUUCGGCAAGUGAAUCAACUUUGGUUGGCCUACUGGCAGCGAAAGAGCGCAUGGUUAGGCAUAUGAAACGCCAAGAUCCAGAUUUGGACGCUGGGCUGUUGAAAGCAAAAUUCGUAGCCUAUACUUCAGACCAAUCGAAUUCGUCCGUUGAGAAGGCGGGACUCCUAGGCUCAAUGCCGAUGAGAUUGUUACCGGUUGAUGAAAACUGUUCUCUUCGGGGAAAAACUCUUCGAGAAGCGAUGGAGAAAGAUAAGAAGGCUGGUCUCAUCCCCUGUUACGUGGUUGCAACCCUCGGAACCACCGGCACUUGUGCCUUCGAUAACCUGAACGAGAUCGGACCAAUCUGCCAAGAGAAUAAUGUCUGGCUUCACAUAGACGCUGCCUAUGCAGGUGCUGCCUUCGUAUGUCCUGAAUACCGACACCUCAUGUCUGGAGUGGAAUAUGCUGAUUCCUUCAAUUUCAAUGCUCACAAAUGGCUUCUCACUAAUUUCGAUUGCUCGGCUAUGUGGGUGAAGGAUGCUGGACAACUCAUUAAUGCCUUCAACGUCGACAGAAUUUAUUUGGCUCAUGACAAGCAAGGACUAGCACCUGAUUACAGGCACUGGCAAAUACCUUUGGGCCGCCGAUUCAGAUCUAUGAAAUUAUGGUUUGUAAUGCGAUUAUAUGGAGUCGAGGGUCUCCAAAAACACAUACGUCAUUCAAUAGAAAUGGCAAAAAGGUUUGAAUCACACGUACUAUCUGACAACCGUUUUGAACUUGUCACCCAAAGAUCUAUGGGCCUCGUCUGCUUCAGAAUGAAGGGUGACAAUUCACUGACACGCCAACUCCUUGAUCGAUUAAUGGCGAGAAAGCACAUCUACCUGAUUGCUGCGACUUAUCGCGAGAAAUUGAUAAUCCGUUUUGCCGUAUGCACUCAUCUUACUAAAGCCGAGGACAUCGAUUUUGCAUGGAACGAGAUAAAAGGACAGGGAGAUGAAAUACUAUCAGCGAAAUUGCAACAGGAGAUCGCAUUGAAGAAAGAGGAGGAAAAUUUGAGUAGCGAGUAUUCUGGGAAAGAAGGCGGAAUCGCAGCUCGGUUGAAAAAUAUGAAGAUUGAAAAUGCAAAACUAUCACAAAAAAUAUCGUAAUCAGGAGUCAUUGUUAAUAUGAAUACGCGUAAUCGACA
This is a messenger RNA of Diachasma alloeum, 1656 nucleotides long. RefSeq names its product aromatic-L-amino-acid decarboxylase. NCBI's taxonomy places the organism in Eukaryota, Metazoa, Arthropoda, Insecta, Hymenoptera, Braconidae. Gene Ontology annotation, molecular function: pyridoxal phosphate binding; aromatic-L-amino-acid decarboxylase activity. The record is from RefSeq and is a predicted model, not a curated record. The transcript has 9 exons. The coding region runs from base 56 to 1618 and encodes 520 amino acids. Gene Ontology annotation, biological process: amino acid metabolic process; catecholamine metabolic process.